Prunus persica (peach) is the source of this 546-nucleotide messenger RNA. Its product is annotated as TMV resistance protein N. The transcript is spliced from 3 exons. Bases 1 to 546 code for a protein of 181 amino acids. Lineage: Eukaryota; Viridiplantae; Streptophyta; Magnoliopsida; Rosales; Rosaceae. The record is from RefSeq and is a predicted model, not a curated record. Gene Ontology annotation, biological process: signal transduction.
AUGGCACUUGUAAGAACAACUCAAGGAGAGGCCUCCUCUUCCAAUAGUUCGCGUUGUUCUUCUCAUCGAUGCAGUAGUUAUCACAUGUUCAUGAGUUUCAGAGGUGAAGACACUCGCAAGACUUUUACUGACCACCUCUACACGGCCCUGGUAAAUGCAAGGUUUUGUACGUUCUGGGACAACAAUGAACUCGAAAGAGGAGAAGAUAUCAAGCCGGAGCUGCAAAAAGCAAUCCAACAAUCACAAAGUUCUGUCAUUGUGUUUUCGAAAGAUUACGCUUUGUCUAGAUGGUGCCUUGAUGAGCUUGUGAUGAUCCUUGGCUGCAAGAGGACUUAUCAUGAUCAUGUCGUUUUACUGGUCUUCUACGAUGUGGAUCCAUACAAGUGUCAAAAUCCCAUUUGCUUUGAGAAGGAACUCUUCCUUAAGAGCCAAGCUUUGUACGAGUCAAAGUUUAUCAAGAAAAUUGUGAAAGUAGUUGGGGAGAAACUAAGUUGCACACCUUUAAGUGUUGCUCCCUUUAUGUUUGGAAUGCAGUAUGAAGUCUAA